UGCGUUGGGCAAUUGCAAUAUUUGCUCGUAGAGAUGGGAAAGAGGUUCGACUAUACCAAACCUUACAAUGGUUAUAUUCCACCGCAGCAGAGUAGAUCUACCAAAGUUAUGACUAGAGUGAUGGGAACAGUAUUUUGGUUCUUUAUAAUGCUUCGUACAAAGCAGGAUCUUCCCCAUCGAAUAAGAAGUCAUUUGGAAGCUAAAAGAGAAGAAGAAGAAGAAAAAAAAGCGUUGGAGAACGAAGGUGCAGAACUUUUUUAAUUCAGUUACCUUUGAAGUUCCAGUCAAACUAUGUUCAUUGUUGUGUCGUUGUUCAACUUGAAGUUUGUCGUCAAGACUUUCGAAGAAAGUGCUUGUUUGUGCAUAAAAUUUGAAAAGCGAACCUUUCUUUUUCAGUAG
Galdieria sulphuraria is the source of this 399-nucleotide messenger RNA. RefSeq lists its product as uncharacterized. The transcript is spliced from 2 exons. The record is from RefSeq and is a predicted model, not a curated record. The coding region runs from base 34 to 261 and encodes 75 amino acids. Lineage: Eukaryota; Rhodophyta; Bangiophyceae; Galdieriales; Galdieriaceae.